AUGUAUGACAGGUGUGGAAGCUUAGUAGCUGCGCGCGAAGUGUUCGACCAAAUGACUGAACGAGACGUCUUUUCAUGGAACAUCAUCAUUGCGGCUUACGGAAGACAUGGCUAUCCUCAUGAAGCAUUGACAAUGUUUUACCAAAUGCAACGAACAGCUGUUCAACCGGAUCGGUUUACCUUCGCUAGCGUACUGCCAGCCUGUGCAAAAUGUGAAAGCUUACACAAGGCGCGAUAUGCACAAAAUGGUGUUGUUGACGAGGCUGAAAUGCUAUUCAGAGAAAUGCCUCAGAGAAAUGUUGUCUCAUGGAGUGCGAUGAUUGGCGGAUACACACAAAAUGGAUUUGCGGAAAAUGCCAUGAAAAUCUUUAAGCAAAUGCAAUUGGCGGGUGUAAAGCCAGUCUCCACAACCUUUGCCAGUAUCCUCCCGGCCUGUGCUAAAGUGGGAGUUUUGGAACAGGGCAUGGAUAUCCAUCGAAGCAUAAUUGAAAAUGGCCUUUCACUAGAUGUGGUAGUUGUAAGUGCCUUGAUAGACAUGUAUAUAAAAUGUGGAAGCAUACAAAAGGCACGUAAAUUGUUUGAUAAAGCAUCUCAAAGAGAUUUAGUUUCCUGGACAGUAAUGAUUGCAGGUUAUGUACAACAUGGGUUUGUUGAAAAGGCGCUAGAGACAUUUUGGCAAAUGCAAUUGGCAGGAUAUGCACAAAAUGGCUUUUGCAAGGAUGCUCUCAAACUCUUUGAACUUAUGAAGCACUCUGGAACAUAUCCUGAUCAUUUAAGCUUCACUUGUGUUUUGUUAGCAUGCAGUCAUGCAGGUCUAGUGGAUGAGGGCUGUAAAUACUUCAACAGCAUAUGUGAUUCUUAUUGUAUUGUACCUUCAAUUGAUCAGUAUGUAUGCAUGGUCGAUCUUCUUGGGCGCGCAGGCUAUCUUAAGGAAACUCUAAACUUUAUCAUAAAAAUGCCAAUUAAACCUGUGGCAGUUGUGUGGAUGUGUCUGCUUGGUGCAUGUAGACCACAUGAGAAUAUAGGAUUGGGAGUAUUCACAGCAACUCAUCUUCUUGUGCAGGAUCCCACAGAUGCCACGACUUAUGUUCUUCUCUCAAACAUCUAUGCAGAAGUGGGCAAGUGGGGUGAGGUUCAAAUGGGCAUGAAAAGCUGGAAGAGGAGGUGCAGGAUGGGCAAAGCAAGAGUAGAUAAUACUGGCAGGAAAUUGACAGAUGCUUGGCCAACAGGAGAGGUGAGAGAAAAGAUCAAGGAACCCACUGCUUCCCUUCCCUUGCUUUGA
Messenger RNA from Cryptomeria japonica (Japanese cedar), 1281 nucleotides. Its product is annotated as pentatricopeptide repeat-containing protein At3g24000, mitochondrial. The record is from RefSeq and is a predicted model, not a curated record. The coding region runs from base 1 to 1281 and encodes 426 amino acids. The transcript has 4 exons. Gene Ontology annotation, molecular function: RNA binding; protein binding. Gene Ontology annotation, biological process: RNA modification. NCBI's taxonomy places the organism in Eukaryota, Viridiplantae, Streptophyta, Pinopsida, Cupressales, Cupressaceae.